Molecule: messenger RNA, 1095 nt
Organism: Monoraphidium neglectum
Lineage: Eukaryota; Viridiplantae; Chlorophyta; Chlorophyceae; Sphaeropleales; Selenastraceae
Exons: 10
Coding region: 1-1095 (364 amino acids)
Biological process (GO): intracellular signal transduction; protein phosphorylation
Molecular function (GO): protein serine/threonine kinase activity; ATP binding
Source: RefSeq, a predicted model, not a curated record
AUGGACAACACUCUGCUGGACGACCACGACCCGCCACGCAUCAAGCUCUGCGACUUUGGCUUCGCUCGCAAUUGGAUGGGGGAGCCGGAGAUGACGACAAUCACGGGGACGCCGGAUUACAUGAGCCCGCAGCUGCUGGGUGCCAAGCUCGGGCUGGGUGGCCCCUCGUCCAAGCCGCUGUACGACGGUACAAAGGCUGACAUCUGGGCGGCGGGCGUGAUGCUGUGCGUGAUGCUGAUCGGGCGCUUCCCCUUUGAGGGCAUCGAGAUGCACAACGUCCACAACCUCGAGGACGUCAGCGCCCACGUGUGGCAGAUGCAGACGCAGGCGACGGACAAGUGGCACGCCAACCCGCUGAUCGCCCACGACUGCGGCAUGCUGAGCCCCGACUGCAUCGACCUGCUUGACCGCAUGUUUGAGCUGGAGGAGCCCAAGAGGAUCACCGUGGCCGGCAUCAAGCGCCACCCAUGGUUCAACCGGCAGCUGCCGUCGCAGUAUGGGGGGGCGCUGGAGCAGCUGGCUCGAGAACAAAAGGCGAUUGACCAGCAGGUGGCCACUGGCGCGUUUGUGUGCCGAGACCGCGACAGCGCACUCAAGGCCAUGGUGUACCAUGCGGCAUCCCCCUACAACCCGGACGCCGAGGGCACCUUCACAAUGGGCGGCGCCGAAGGCCAGGACGGCGGCGGCGACCGGGCGGGCGCUGUGCGGAAGAUCAGCCUCAUGACGCAGACAGCUUCCGCCCGCAACGGCGCAGGCUACCUGCUGGCCUCCCAAGGGUCGAGACCUCUAGGGACCAACUCCGUCGGCGCGGCGCAGGCCGCCGCGCGGGCCGCGGGUGUGGCGGCGGCUGAGCAGGAAAUUGCUGCCGUCAUGGGGGGCGCGGCGGCGGGCGGCGGCGGCGGCGAGGAGGAGGAGCAGGCGCGGCUGGUACCGCUGGGCGCAGGGCAGGCUUCUGAGGACGGCAAUGGCUGGUGGCCAGCGGCCGACCCAGAGACAGCAGCGCGUGCCGCUGCAGCGGUCGCUGCGGCGCCCGCAGGGGUCGUGCUGUCUGCGGGCCGCGCGGGGCGGCAGGCGCAAGAGUUGUAUGCCCACUGA